Molecule: messenger RNA, 1614 nt
Organism: Lobosporangium transversale
Lineage: Eukaryota; Fungi; Mortierellomycota; Mortierellomycetes; Mortierellales; Mortierellaceae
Product: P-loop containing nucleoside triphosphate hydrolase protein
Exons: 3
Coding region: 1-1614 (537 amino acids)
Biological process (GO): endocytosis; endosomal transport
Cellular component (GO): plasma membrane; cytoplasm
Molecular function (GO): calcium ion binding; GTP binding; protein binding
Source: RefSeq, a predicted model, not a curated record
AUGACAUAUCAUGGCAUAGCAGGAGGCGGAUCAUUCAUAAAUCUAAUCCAUGAUGAUUAUCGUCCAUUGAUGGAUGAACUUAAGGAGACAUAUCGCAGAAAGAUCAAGCCGUUGGAGACGACCUAUAACUUUGAAGGCUUUCAUUCUGCACCUCUAUCCGACAGUGAUAUCGAGGCAAAGCCUAUAGUUCUUCUCAUUGGCCAAUAUAGUACAGGCAAGACCACGUUCAUCAAGCAUCUUACGGAGUGCGACUAUCCUGGGUCUCACAUCGGAGUUGAGCCAACGACGGAUCGGUUUGUAGCAGUGAUGAAUGGUGUCGAGUCGCGUGUUAUUCCUGGAAAUGCAGCUGCAAUGACUUCAGACAUGCCCUUUCGUGGCCUUAACAAAUUUGGUCAAGCAUUUUUAACGCGGUUUCAGGUGUCUCAGUGUCCUGCGCCUUUAUUGGAGAACAUGACGCUGAUCGACACCCCAGGUAUUCUCGCGGGCAAUAAGCAGCGAAUUGAACGUGGAUAUGAUUUUACAAAGAUUAUAGAAUGGUUCGCAGAACGUGCAGACCUGAUCCUAUUGUUCUUUGAUUCUCACAAACUCGAUAUCUCGGAUGAAUUCAAAGCCUCAAUUCAUUCACUCAAGGGUCAAGAAGAGAAAGUACGCGUGAUCUUGAAUAAGUGCGAUAUGGUGAGCCAGCAGCAACUGAUGCGUGUUUACGGUGCUUUAAUGUGGUCCCUCGGGAAAGUCAUCCACACGCCCGAGGUCAUGCGUGUCUACUUGGGCUCAUUCUGGAUUCAUCGACCACCCAAUGUAUUCGAGGAUUGCCGUGGCCUGUUGGAUGCGGAGCAGGCAGAUCUGAUUCGGGAUUUACGUGAGCUACCUAGGAAUGCUGCUAUACGUAAGGUGAACGAAAUUGUGAAGAGGGCACGACAGGCUAAGGUGCAUGCAUACAUUAUUGGACAUCUCAAAAAAGAAAUGCCAGCAGUCUUUGGCAAGACCUCACGACAACAAGAACUUAUCCGUGAUCUCGACAAAGAGUUCCUCAAGGUUCAACAGAGCUAUGGUAUCCCAGAUGGAGAUUUCCCCAAUGUUGAGAAACUUCGUCAGUCUUUAAGGGCCUACAAGUUUGAAAGCUUUUCAAAACUUAAGGAGCCGAUUCUAGCGGCUGUAGAGGAGGCACUUUCGGUUGAUUUGCCCAAAUUGAUGCGUCGGUUCCCUCAGGGCAACCCAUUGUUGGAGCAAGCUCAGCGGAAUCCCUUUUUAAUCCCAGAACCAAAUGUGAAUAUGGGUAUUAGUGGCGGUAGUAGUAGCAUCAACGGUAGUGAGAUCCCUCCGAGUUACUGGCAUUUUUCUUCAAUCGACAAAGCAAGUUCUACGCCUGUCUUCAAGUCACUUCAUCCGGUAGAAGGCCGAGUUAAUGGCUCAACUACGAAACCUUAUUUGUUGAGUACAGGUCUUUCGACCGAGAUUCUGGCCAAAGUAUGGGCAUUGGCAGAUUGGGAUGCAAAUGGCUAUUUGGACGAAAACGAGUUUGCAGUGGUGAUGCAUCUGAUUCGGGCAGUGGAACAUGGAGGUGAAGGAGUUUUACCCACUACAUUGCCUCGCACCAUGAUUCCAUACGCGUAA